Messenger RNA from Scleropages formosus (Asian bonytongue), 1745 nucleotides. Its product is annotated as zona pellucida sperm-binding protein 3-like. The transcript is spliced from 9 exons. NCBI's taxonomy places the organism in Eukaryota, Metazoa, Chordata, Actinopteri, Osteoglossiformes, Osteoglossidae. The record is from RefSeq and is a predicted model, not a curated record. The coding region runs from base 78 to 1385 and encodes 435 amino acids. Gene Ontology annotation, biological process: binding of sperm to zona pellucida; positive regulation of acrosome reaction; egg coat formation. Gene Ontology annotation, cellular component: extracellular matrix. Gene Ontology annotation, molecular function: acrosin binding.
GUUUGAGUAGCAGCAAAAAAUCUAUGGUGGUUCAUUUGUAGGUGUUUUGUGUGGGUUUGGGUUGAUGCUACAGAAUAAUGUUCUUUAUGGCUAGAUUACAGGAACUAGUUAUUAACCUCGUGCUUGUUCCUUUUUUGCUUGGCUAUUACUCUGUUUUACCUAAUGGAUUCAGUCAUCAGGGGCUUGGUGUUGGGGCUCAGCACAAUGCUGACCACACGGAGCAGCAUGGCUUCACAUCUGAAACUCUCCAAUACAACACCUUAGAGGAGGAUGCUAAAGGUGGCACCUUAAACACGGUUACGGUCAAGUGCCAUGCGUCGACCAUGGAGAUUGUGGUCCAGGCUGACUUAUAUGGUGUCGGAACUGUUAUUGAUGUGUCUGAGCUGCGCCUGGGUGCCAACCCCCACCCCAGAAAGUCUUGCAGGCCAACUGUAUCAGGACAUGGGGAAUACACAAUUAUUGCAUCUUUAACUGACUGCGGCACGAAACGACUGAUCACAGGAAACUCGCUGAUCUAUGUGAACCUCCUCAUCUACUCCCCAUCAUCUUCUCCAGAGGGCAUCAUUCGCAUGAAAGAAGUGGUUAUUCCAGUUGAAUGCUAUUAUCCAAGGAAUUUCCUCAUCAGUAGCGAUGCCCUCAGACCAGAUCCAACGCUCUCCUCUGCGGAGCCUUCUCUGGAUCAUAUGGAGUUCUCUCUGAAGCUUAUGAAUAGUGACUGGCAGUCUAAACGUGCUUCCAACCAGUAUGUUUCGGGAGAGUACAUUAACAUUGAAGCUAUGGUCAGGCUACACCAGCCAACGGCCCUUCGGCUCUUUAUAGACAACUGUGUGGCCUCUCUGCUUCCUGAGAAGACUUCAUCACCCAACUAUUCCUUUGUGGAGAAUAAUGGAUGCCUGUUUGAUGCACUGAUGACUGGCUCCCGCUCAGCAUUCCUGCCAAGAGUCCAAGAGAACAAGUUGCAGCUGCAGUUGGAGUCCUUCAGAUUUGAUCAGAAGGCUAAGAAUAUGCUCUACAUCACAUGUCUCUUGGUAGCUGUACCCCUCACUAGGUACAGGAAUAGUGACCGAAGGGCUUGCUCCUUUAUUGGUGGACGGUGGAGGUCUGCAGAUGGGGCUGAUUCUGACUGCCUCACCUGUGAACAGUCCCUGUGGAUUACUCACCCCCUGUGGGCCAGUGCCCCUGUUGCCAGUAAACUGGAAAAAGGCUUUAGGGAGAAAAGCAAGGAAACAAGUAGCAUUGGUGCUGAAGACUUCAAGGAGUGGAGAAGGGAAGCCAUCGUGGGACCUCUGUUUGUACUUUCCACUCAAGGGGAUCAAAUGGCAGAAGUGGACCAGACCAGCCUUCACUUGAAUGAAGACGAUGCUCCAGUUAGCCUUUCCAUUUAAUAGACCCCUGGUCUUCACCAUGAGAACACUGGGCUAAUGGAACACUUGUCCAGUGUUGGGUCAUUGGUCAUCUGACCAAGAGUCAAAUGUAGACUAGUUUCUCCACUCUAAUUGUAGAAUAUGCUUUUAGGCCCCCCCACUACACACACCACAUUCUCCAGUUGCUGUUGAGAAACCUCUGCGUAGCAUGUCAAUACUUGCCUGAUCUAGUACAAGAAUAUUAUAGUGAAACAUACACAAGGUUUUAUGUUGAUGUUGAAUAUAUUAUAGGAAUGUUUGCUGAUCUAAGUAUUUAUUUACCCUGUAUGGUACAUGACUGUAAACCAUUUCCCCCAUAGAAUAAUAAAGUCUUAUCUCAUC